AUGGUUAAGAGGAUUCCGACGCCGAAGGGUGACGACUCAACUUUGAUCAUCGACGUCAGCCCAUGGCGCAGGGUGCCGCUCGUUUUCAUCAACUUGCUCCUCUUCACCUUCAGCUGCGUUGUCUCGUUCAUAUGCUUGGCAUCCAUAUAUGAGCGGAGCGAUGAGAUCUCGUUCGUGAACCGCUCACUGCUCAUCAGUUUCGUGGUGAACAUGGAAGUCUCGGUGCUGUUCAUCUCCGGUCUUGUACUCGUCAUCAGCUUCACGGGGUUCAUGGGUGCCCUGCGCGAGAACAUAUGUUUCCUGCGCUGGUACGUCAGAGGCCUCUGUCUGCUUUUGAUUAUCACCGUUAUCUUCAUCGCUGGUGCCUUGAUCCUCCCCUUCCUCAGCAAGAACAGUGCCCAGAGCUUGUUCAGCAUUGACCUCAUAAUCAGCUACCGGGACAACCCAGACUUCGCACGACUCGUCGAUUUUGCUCAGUCUCCUGUUGAAAACGGUUAUCUUGGCUGCCACGUGGCGCAGGCUUCGUUCAGCUGUUGCGGCAUCACAACCGAGCGAUACCAUGAUUGGGGCCACAACAUCUAUUUCAACUGCUCACCGUCUAACCCGAGCACGGAGCGCUGCUCGGUUCCCGCCUCCUGUUGUCGGCCACUGGAAGGCGAGAGCCCGAGCCUUGAGACUCGCCUGAAGCGCCGCUUCUGUGGUUCCGGAGUGCUCUCGAUGACCGAACAGCAAGCCUGGCAAAAGAUCCACACGCGCAGUUGCGUGGAUGCCUGCGUGUCGUUCAUGCGUGCCAACGCGCUGAUCACGAUCGGCAUUGGCUUCGUCGCUUACGCGGUGCUCAGCGUGCUGAGCAGCAUGGCGAACACGGUCCACGACGAGGUCGUCUCGCUGACGCGCCUCUACGACAAGUACUACCGCAGGAGGGCGCAGGGCGCGCGUAAGUCCCUGGCACAGCGGGAAGCGCUGCAACAACUGCGCGCCGCCAGAGACCACCUGGUCAAGAAACACUCGAAGCCAGGGCGCAACUAUUCCGUCAGCCGGAUGACAUCAAAAGCCAGCUGGCGUCCACCACCCGCUUACGACCACAUGCUUGCCCGUCGAGAAUCGCAGUACUACGGGGCUCCUGCGCGGCCCGGACCUGCUGCGGAAGCGGCCCUUUAA
Messenger RNA from Dermacentor silvarum, 1161 nucleotides. RefSeq names its product tetraspanin-33-like. The coding region runs from base 1 to 1161 and encodes 386 amino acids. Gene Ontology annotation, cellular component: membrane. The transcript is spliced from 7 exons. Lineage: Eukaryota; Metazoa; Arthropoda; Arachnida; Ixodida; Ixodidae. The record is from RefSeq and is a predicted model, not a curated record.